UUAGAAUAAGUAGACGGAAAAAUAGUUCUUACAUAUUUCAGGAAUUAUCUAGUGAAACUCUUAUAAAAGUUGAGAAAUAUUAUUGUAAAGUGUCGUCAGAAGUGUUAUUAAUGCGAGAAUAUAAAAAUAUUUGAAAUAAUUUCAAGGUAAAUAGUGAAAUAACGACGUAAAAUGUUGGCGUAGGAAUCUGAUCUCUACCCAUAACCGCCAUAACCUCCAUUCGUGUUAUUGGAGUAGAUACGGAAUUAAGUGAGUGUCAGAUGUGUCUACCAAUUUGGAUUAUUCGAAAAGUUAUAUGGUUUUAUUUAUUUUCAGCGUAAAAAAGGUGAUCUAGUGAGUAAUUUAUUAUGUGUUUAAAAAGAUUAGAGUGCAAAUUAGAGGACCAAAAUGAAGAAAAGCUUCCGUUGUUGACUAUAACGGCGGGGUGUUGGCAACGAUCGGCCGUGCUAGAUCGCAGCCGUUUUUCUUAACAUGGCUGCAACGCAGGCCGAAAAGCAACAAAAUGACGUGAAUAGUGAUAAAGUGCAGUCAGAUCAGCAUCUGAACGUGCGGAAUUCCUUAUUACAAAAUGGAACCGAUAAGAGUGUUCGUGGAAGUGGCGGUAUAGUGCAUACAAAGGCUAAAAACACCGGCAGCAAAAACCUCGCCAUAGAAAUGAGUCAAUACCGACAGGAUAGUAGCGGUUGCGGCUCAACUACUGUUCCUGGACAGACAAACUCUAGUUCGGGCCCCACGUCCACCAGUGUCCCCGGUCCAACCUCCGAACCCAGCAUCGGCGGAGAGUCUGAACCGUCGGCUGGGGGCACAACUACCGCUACAGACUCAAAUAUUUAUUCGACAGAGGGUCCUCCCACCCCAUCGCCAGCCGACGGUCACGGUUACAGUUUUCCUUAUGGAAGAGAAGUGCAUAAUAGCGGAGAAGGUGGCAUCCACUCUUUUGGACCGCGACAACCAUUUGGAGCCCCAAAACAAAUGCCCCCACAUCAGCCUCAUCAACGCUUUCUAACGGGACCGUCGAUAUCCCAGUCCUCGGGCCCUACGCCUACGUUGAAUCAAUUAUUGCAAAGUAACAAUAAUACAAUGCCUCUCCGAUAUCCUAACAGUUAUGGUCAUCCCGACCAGCAUUAUAACCAGACUUGGCCACCACAGAAGCCUCUACAGCAGGGCUACGCUUCAGGUCCUCCGGGGGGUGGGGGGUCAGCACCAGUAGGUGUCCCACCAACAUCUUCGUAUAGGACACAGCCAUCAUUAUCGCCAGCGUACGGAGGUGGUUCAGCUCCAAGUCCCGGUUACAGUGAAAGCCGAUCGAGUUGGCCCAGCGGACCUUCAGGUCCAGGUGGCCACGGCCCGGGGCCGGGUCCAGGUAGUCCAGGUCAAGCUAACUCAUCAGCACCAGUCAGUCAACCAUCCCCACAACCAUCUCAACCUCCCAGCCAUUCUCCUGGACCUGGUAUGCCUCCCAGCCCGCAACAUCCAACCCAUCAGGGGUAUCCAUCUAGACCGGCGCCGCCUACUACCCCCAAUGCACAUGGUCCUGAUGCGGCGGAUCUAAGUGGGGGUAACAGCAAUGAUAGUUCUGGUGGUCCAGCACCAGGUACACCAAAUUCACAGGGUAUGCGACCGACUCCUUCUCCAACAGGAUCUACAGGUUCUAGGUCGAUGUCACCAGCAGUAGGCCAAAACAUUCCUAUGCCACCAAGGCCUUCAAGUGGACAGUCUGAUGGCAACGGACCUAGUCGUAUAAGUCACUCACCUAUGGUAACUCAGGGCAGCUAUCCAACACCUCAUUCAUCCCCUCACCCAAGUCACGGCUAUAAAGGUCAUCCUAGUAUGGUAGUAUCAGGUUCAGGAAAUCAGCAGAUGCCUCUAUAUCAACCAAAUCAGUAUCCUCAAACUGGUUAUCCUCCACGACCUCCUAGUAAUAUUCAAUAUCCAGGUCAAUAUGGCCCAGGUUCAGCACAACCUCCUCCAUCUAAUAGCAUGCCUCCACAACAGUUUCCAGGGAGGUCUGCUCCAAACCAUAUGCAGAACUCUCAAUUCCCACCUUACCAGCAGUCGUGGCAAUCCUCAAUGUCUACCAGCUCAAAGGGCAAUGGUCCAAAUGUACCCACACAAACGCCUGGUUCGCAAUCUCCAGGCCCUACGACGCGACCACCUCACUACCUCAAACAUCAUCUUCAACAUAAAAUGAGUUUUCAAAACGUUCAAGGUUCUACUCCACCUAGCCCUAGUCCUCCUCAAAAUUACCAUAUGGGUCCCCCGUCUGGGCACCAUCAUUCUGGUAUGGGUCCUCCACCUUCAAUGGGUCCUCCAAAUAUGCCACCUGCUAAUAGCCCACUCCUCCCCAACAACCAUCCACAUGAUGCUCCAAUGCCCCCACCUAGUUCCACACCGAAUUCUCACACGCAAAUAGUCACAGAUAUGAUGGACAAUGGUAUUACAACAACAGCACAAGCUGGACUCAAUACUCACGUUACUACGUCAUCUGCUGGGUCUGUCACAUCUGUUGUUACCACGGGACCUGAUGGAACACCCAUUGACGAAGGUUCUCAACAAUCAACAUUGUCAAAUGCAUCUGCUGCAUCAGGUGAAGAUCCGCAAUGUACAACACCGAAAGCUUCUCGAAAGAAUGAAAUGAAUAUAUAUAGUCAUCCAACGACGCCUCAAAGUACUGUACCAUCACCUGGUGCAGCCAGUAUAAAUUCCAUGCACGAAGAAUAUGGAGAACUUGGUAGCCCUAAUUGGCCGCGGACUCCUGCAAGUCCGGUGUUUAACAGUCAUGUGCCUCCUCCGGAUACGUAUCGCUCAAAGAAAACCGACAGCCUAAGUAAGCUGUACGAAAUGGAUGAAAAUCCAGAAAGGAAAGCUUGGUUAGACAAGUUGCUAGCGUUCAUGGAUGAUAGGAGAACACCUAUCACCACAUGUCCAACUAUUUCCAAGAAUCCCCUUGAUUUAUUCCGCUUGUAUAUGUUUGUAAAGGAUCGUGGGGGCUUUAUGGAGGUGACUAAAAAUAAAACGUGGAAGGAUAUUGCUGGGAUGUUAGGGAUUGGUGCUUCAUCAUCAGCUGCUUAUACGCUAAGGAAGCACUACACUAAAAAUUUACUAGCGUACGAAUGUCAAUUUGAUAGAGGUGGUAUUGAUCCUCAGCCUAUUAUAAACCAAGUUGAAGCAACAUCGAAGAAAAAGAGCGCGAAAGCUACUUCAGUACCAUCUCCUGGUUCUUCUAAUUCCCAAGAUUCCUUUCCACCUGGAUCAAGUGGUACAUCUAUGGAUGGCUAUCCGACCUACGGUGGCUAUCCAUCUUCUAACAACCCAGACUACCCUCCACAGCGGCCUUCCUCGCAGUCUGCUCCCUCUCCACAUGGAGGAGGUGUGAACCAUCUGAAUAGUGCCACACCUGGAGGGCCCAGCCCUUCGAGCGGUGCUGCAGACAACGUAAGCGUUUCCAAUCCUUUUGAUGACGUUUCUCCAAGUCCGCCUCCAAGAGGUGGUCCAUUUACAGGUGGACCACACCCUUCGUAUCCCACUGGGACACCUUCUCGACCGCCUGGUCAAAAUUACUCCGGACAACCUGGAUACCAAUAUCCUGGACCUGGAUCCGGUUCAAGUGCACCGCCAGACCAGUAUUCUCCCUAUCCCUCAGGUUCAGGCUAUCCACCAGCUGUUAGACCAGUCUAUCCUCCUUAUUCUGGUGAUUCUUCAGCACCUCCUUCAACACCCAACAAUGCACAGGGACCUCCAUCUUCUGUGGCACAAGAUCCUUACAGAUACAAUACUACUCCUGGUUCUGGGUAUAGUCCAAGACCUGCUUAUGGACAAGCUCCCAGUAAUACUGGACCUCCUACAUCUCAACCAGGUCCAGGAAAUUAUCCUCAGCAUCCUGAAUACUAUCGUCCAGAUCAAGUACCAGGAUCAGGAAGCGGAAGUGGAUAUACGGCGGGAACGAAUACAAAUAAGAAUAUGCCACCUCCUGGUCCUCAAGUACAAAGAAGACACCCUGAUUUUGCCAAAGAUCAGCCAUACCCAUACAACCAACCUCGAGCUCCAAUGUAUGGUGGUUGGCCAAAUAAUAACCAAUAUAGACCUCAGUAUAGUGGAUCGCCAGGUGCACCACAAGUUGCUCCGCAACAGUGGAAUCAGAGUGGAAGACCAGCAGGUCCUUGGCCUAGUAAUCAAACUUAUCAGCAACCACAACCAGGUCAACCACCGUGGCCAGGGAUGGCACAGCCCACAGGACAAAACGCGAAUAUGAGGCCUGUUCAUAGGCCAGGUAAACCAUUUCCAAAUAUAAUACCACCUGGUGGUGCCAAAGGUAGUCAAGCCCAACCUACAGCCAGUAAUACUUACAGUCAUAGUCAGGUGCCUAAGCGAGAGAUCAUUUUUCCACCUGACAGUGUAGAAGCUACCGUUCCAGUUUCAUAUCGUAGAAAAAGAUUAUGCAAAAGUGAUGUUGGUCAAAUUGAUGCUUGGCGUAUAAUAAUGUGUCUACGAUCUGGACUACUUUCAGAGAGUACUUAUGCUCUUGAUAUUCUUAAUGUACUUUUAUUCGACGAUUCCACUGUAGGUUAUUUUGGUUUGAAUCAAUGGCCUGGUUUACUUGAUUUGUUGAUGGAACAUUUCAAGCGUAGUCUUUCAGACAUGUUUGAUGGUCCAUAUCCGCGUGAAGAAGAAGACUUGGGAACCGAAGUUGAUCUCGGAGGAGUGUCAAAACCAAUAGAUCCUAAUUUAAAGACAGUAAUUUUGCAUGAAAGUACCAAUUACUCUUUUAUAACCCGCAAAGGACAUCCAGUGAAAUUAGUUGAUAGAGCUGAAGAUAUAUUUGUUCAGGAUCAUGUACGAGAUUGGGAUACCAAAGGAGAUCCCAAUCGAGCAAAUACAUUAGCGGAUAUUCCUACUGAUCCAUGGUAUACCAGUGCAGAUCACAUCUUACCUCCUUUCCAGGCAGAAUUCGGUCGUAUUCCAUUUCAUAUGCGAUUGGAAAAUGAUAAUAAAGUGAAAUGCGGAGAAAAGGAGGAACUUUUGGAAAGGAAAAUGAAGAGCCCUACACCCGAUGAGGCGCGAUCAGAUAAAAUUCCACCACCUGUCAAGAUUUGUGACAAAAGGCGUAGGACAAAAACAUUAAGUGAUGUGUUAUCUCGAAUUAAAAAAGAAUCAGAAGCAAACAACAUGCUCACAGACAAAAUAAAGACUGAUGUAGUGAGUGAAAAAACGAACUGUGAGGAAAGUCCAAGUAUAGAUCUGAAUAUUAGUGUAAACGGAGAGUGUGGUGAUUUGAAGGACCUUGUGGUGCGGGAUCCGUCCGGUACCUUAAAACGAAGGCGAAUUUCUGACUAUGAAGAUGAAGCUUAUGCCAGAGAUGAAGCUAGUUUGAUGCUCAUUACUGAGAGUCAGGACAAUAUUGGAAAACGUUGUGUUUGUCUAUCCAACAUUCUUAGAAAUCUCACAUUCAUCCCUGGAAACGAGAUUGAGUUCGCAAGAAGUCGAACAUUUUUAGCACUUAUUGGCAAAUUACUUUUACUUCAUCAUGAACAUCCACCUAGGACGCAAAAAACUAGAAAUUACGAUAGGGAGGAAGAUGCAGACUUUGCAGAUUCAUGUAGCAGUUUACAGGGUGAGAGUGAAUGGUGGUGGGACUUCCUAAUACAGAUUAGAGAAAAUAUCCUUGUAUCAAUAUCGAAUAUAGCUGGACAAAUAGAUGUAUCAAUAUUUGAAGAAGAAGUGGCUAGGCCUCUGUUAGAUGGACUUCUUCAUUGGGCAAUAUGCCCUUCAGCGGCUGGUCAAGAUCCUUUCGCUUCUGUAUCUCAUUCAUCAUUGCUUUCUCCGCAGAGGCUAGCUUUAGAAGCUCUUUGCAAGUUAUGUGUCACAAAUAGUAAUGUAGAUUUGGUAAUAGCAACACCUCCAUUUUCCAGAUUAGAGAAGCUCUGCGCUGUACUCACAAAGCAUCUGUGCAAGUCUGAAGAUCAGGUAUUGAGAGAAUUUUCAAUAAAUCUGUUGCAUUACUUGGCCGCAGCAGACAGCAGUAUGGCUCGAGUAGUUGCUUCACAAACACCUUGUGUUUCACUAUUAGUGGCUUUUAUCGAGCAAGCAGAACAGAGUGCUAUGAAUGUAGCUAAUACGCAUGGGAUUAGUGCUCUCAGAGAAAAUCCUGAUUCUAUGGGAACAAGUUUGGAUAUGUUAAGAAGAGCAGCCGCGACAUUAGUAUUUUUAGCUAGACAUCCCGAAAAUAAGACUUUACUGGUGCAACAGGAAUCAAGACUGCUUGCUCUAGUUAUGAGUCAGAUACUAGAUCAACAAGUAGCUUUGUUACUCUCGAAAGUUCUGUUCCAGAUAUCUCGUAGCUAAUCCGAUCUACUCUACAUCUGUAGAUACUGAACUAUUGAAUUGUUUUGUUGUCUAUGCGGCCUUGAAGGUGUACAGAAUAGACUAUAUAUAUAUAUAUAUAUAUAUAUAUAUAUAUAUAUAUAUAUAUAUAUAU
Messenger RNA from Diorhabda carinulata, 6475 nucleotides. RefSeq names its product trithorax group protein osa (gene osa). The record is from RefSeq and is a predicted model, not a curated record. Gene Ontology annotation, molecular function: DNA binding; nucleosome binding. The transcript has 13 exons. Gene Ontology annotation, biological process: chromatin remodeling; positive regulation of DNA-templated transcription; regulation of transcription by RNA polymerase II. The coding region runs from base 472 to 6342 and encodes 1956 amino acids. Gene Ontology annotation, cellular component: brahma complex; nBAF complex; SWI/SNF complex. Lineage: Eukaryota; Metazoa; Arthropoda; Insecta; Coleoptera; Chrysomelidae.